This is a messenger RNA of Colletes gigas, 722 nucleotides long. RefSeq lists its product as uncharacterized. Bases 1 to 720 code for a protein of 239 amino acids. Gene Ontology annotation, biological process: heme transport. Gene Ontology annotation, cellular component: lysosomal membrane; plasma membrane. Lineage: Eukaryota; Metazoa; Arthropoda; Insecta; Hymenoptera; Colletidae. The transcript has 5 exons. The record is from RefSeq and is a predicted model, not a curated record. Gene Ontology annotation, molecular function: heme transmembrane transporter activity; heme binding.
AUGAAUUCUUGUCGAUUGUUCGGCACAGAAUACAGUCGUAAUUACAUUAAAAGGAAAUUAACACCGACAGAAAGUUGUAUUCCAACAGAUUACUUUGCUGAACGCAUAGAAGAAGGUGAAAUCGACCCUCUAGUGGCAUCGAUACCAACUAAACUCGACGAGGACGCGGAACAAUUAGUUUACAAACACUUUCUUGACUACCAGCGAUCUGUUUACCAAGUCAGCUACAAGAAUCAUUGGACUCCACGCGGUAAAGACGAAACAGAAAAGGACAAGUCGGAGGCGGAAACUAAAGGAAAAGACUUCGAAAGCGAAUUAAUGACGUACAUUCAAGAUUUGUAUCACGAUCCUCACGAAGAAAAAAUCCUCGCUCCUCCGGCAACGACAAAACGAACGAUUCUAGCUGCUGUUUGUUUUCACUUGCACUGGGUCAAAAGAAACGAAAGUUUAGAACGAUGGCACACUAGAGCGACGCUGAACAAUCUAAACAUCGUUGGCUUUAUAAGCGCAGUCGCUGGUAUCACUGGGCUAAUUUGGUACCUCUUUCUCACGUUCUACUACAAGAUACCUCUGGAGCCGGUUUCCCAAAGCACAGGCAUAUCGGCUGUUUGGUCUAUGAUUUGCGGCAAAUGGGGUAUUCUCUUAAUGUACUAUUCUCAUAAGUAUCAAUCGUUGAUCGGAGAAGGUUCUGCACCCAUACUAACGGAAAGCAGCGCUUAAUC